AUGGGUGAGGAUAUUGAAUUCAGCAUACCAAAUCAUGAACAGCAGCGAAGAAGUAGAAGAGUUAACUUUGAUUUGAAUGAGGAAGUGCCUGACAUAUUUUUGGAGGAGGAGUCAGGACAGUUAGUUGAAUUGUGCAACGAGGAUAACAUUGUUGAGGAAUGUGUAAGUGGAUCAUUUACAUCAAAUAACACAUCAAAUAAUAAGGUUGAUGUUCCUAAUGUUGGCAUGGUAUUUGGUACAUGGGAUGAGAUUGACGAAUGCUUUGUGAAAUACGGGAAACAAGAGGGUUUUGGUGUUCGUAGGGUAGGUGGUGGUAGUAGUAUGCAAAAGAAAGAGAAGGUGAAGGUUUUGCGUAAUUAUACGUGGAGAUGUGAGUGUGAAGGUGAACCAGACAGGAAGCGAACGGUGGAUGGUAAGCGGUUAACAGUUGGGAAAAAGGGUGUGGACGUAUCUAGUAGGAAGACGAAGAAGUGCAAUUGUCCUGUGAUGAUAUAUGCUAGUGUAAAUGAAGAAGGGCUAUGGGAAAUAAGGAAAGCAAUAUUACAACAUGAAAAUCAUAAUCCUACACCUAGCAAGGUUAGAAACAUAAGCAAAUUUCGACAAGAAGAAGUUAGUUGUGCUGUGCGGAGGAAGUUGUUUAAUGAUAAAGCUGCUGGAGUGAGUAUAUCUCAGAUACACAAAUCCAUUGCUACGGAUAGGAAUGGACUCGAGAAUAUGCCAAUAACUGAGAGGGACUUGCGUAACAUAGUAGCAAAGGAGCGUAGAUUGAAAUUUAAGGACGGAGAUGCUAAUGCCAUGUUGAGUUAUUUUGACAGAAUGACAGAUGAUAACCAACAAUUCUUUCACAUGCAUCGUUUGGAUGAUGAAGGUCACAUGAAAGAUGUAUUGUGGGUUGAUGCGAGAAGUCGUGCAGCGUAUGAGUAUUUUGGGGACGUUGUAUGUUUUGACGCUACUUACCUUACUAAUGAUUAUGCACUUCCUUUUGCUAAUUUUGUGGGAGUAAAUCACCAUGGUCAAAGUAUAUUACUAGGAUGUGCUUUAGUAUCUCACGAAGAUGCUGAAACUUAUACUUGGGUCUUUAGUACUUGGGUGAAGUGUAUGGGUGGUAAAGCGCCUAAUUGUUUUCUUACCGAUCAAGAUGCUGCAAUGAGGAAGGCGUUGGUGAAUGUUAUGCCCGGCACUAGCCACCGUUGGUGUUUAUGGCACAUUCUUAUGAAGUUUGGUAAGAAGCUGGGUAAGUACGCGCUUUAUAAGGAGUUCAAAAGGGUACUUCUUGAUGCCAUAUAUGACAGUGUUUUAGCUGAAAAAUUUGAAGUUGAAUGGUGUGCUGCAAUAUCAAAAUACGGACUCGGGGAAGAUAAGUGGCUUGAAGGAGAGGAUGAUGUGGGCUCCGGCUAUAUGAAGCACAUAUUUUGGGCUGGUAUGAAGACGACGCAACGUUCAGAAAGUAUUAAUAGUUUUUUUGACGGUUAUGUGCAUAAGAAUACGAAGCUGUGUGAUUUUGCGGAACAAUACUGCAAUGCUAUGGAGAGUAGGGCAAAUUCUGAGAAAUUAGCAGACGCAAAUAGUAUUAGGUACGUAAGACAACUUGCUACUGAUUGUAAAGCGGAGGUUGUGUUCCAAAAACUAUACACAGAUGAUAAGUUUAAGGAAGUGCAAGCGGAGUGUCUCAAAAUGUUGUAUGUCCAUUGGAGAGGGGUUCAAAAAUUAACAUACAAUAUAGAGGAGCACACAUUUGCAGAUAGAAUAUGGGUUAUAUGCAAGGAUACUAAGAAGGAGGUACCUACGAAUAAGAGAAGGAACUAUCGGGUGAAAAUUGACGUAGGUACGGUCUUGGCAUGUUGUGAAUGUAAGAUGUUUGAGUGUCAUGGUAUUUUGUGUAGGCACAUCAUUAAUUUGUAUGAUGUUUUGAACAUAAAAGAAAUUCCUUCACAAUACAUCCUUGAUCGGUGGAGGAAGGAUGUCAUUCGAAAACAUACGAUGAUAAAAGUGGCGUAUCAUGAUCCCUCCAAAACUGAAGAGGCGGCUUAUUGUGGUGAAGUUGAUCUAGUAGUCGAUGCACUUAAGGUGCUUGAUGAUCGCAUAAAUGAGAGGAAGGCAUUGAAGUUGACUAGUAAUGGACCAAAAGAAGGCACUCCUUCAUCUGUGGGUAAUAAUACAAUUAGACAGGAUGUUACUCCUGGUUCGGUAAACAUGAAGGAGGGCGUCAAGGACCCCCCUCGGAAGGCACGUAAAGGAUCGCGCUCAGUUCGAUUCCCUUCAUGCAUCGAGAAGGGGCAAGGAUCCAAAAAACAGAAGAAAGGGAACAAAGAUGGCAAGGUUGAUGAUGAUGAAGAAGCCUGCAAUUCAGAGAGCGAUGACGAUGAAGGUCAUGAAUUAGGGGGACAGGAAAAAGAUUGCGGGUUUUUCCGGUGGGAUUCAGAGGUCGUCGACUCCGGUGCCAUGACAAACGAAAAGGCAGCUAUAUUGCUCGAAAUUGAAGUCGAACGGGCAAAUCAUCCGAAGAAAAUUGCAAAACUGAAGAAAGAGAGAGAUCGUUUGAAGGAGGAAGUGAGAGAUCUGAAAAUUGCAGUUCAUGAUAUGAAGACCGCCGAUAAAACGAAAGCAUGGAAGGACGCCAUUAAAUCUUGUGUUAUUUUGGGCCUAAUAUGCGUUAUUGUAGGUUUAAUGUACUCCAGUUCCAAGUAA
Molecule: messenger RNA, 2688 nt
Organism: Beta vulgaris subsp. vulgaris (sugar beet)
Lineage: Eukaryota; Viridiplantae; Streptophyta; Magnoliopsida; Caryophyllales; Amaranthaceae
Product: protein FAR1-RELATED SEQUENCE 6-like
Exons: 6
Coding region: 1-2688 (895 amino acids)
Biological process (GO): regulation of DNA-templated transcription
Molecular function (GO): zinc ion binding
Source: RefSeq, a predicted model, not a curated record